Aphidius gifuensis is the source of this 2841-nucleotide messenger RNA. RefSeq lists its product as uncharacterized. The annotation marks the transcript as partial. The record is from RefSeq and is a predicted model, not a curated record. NCBI's taxonomy places the organism in Eukaryota, Metazoa, Arthropoda, Insecta, Hymenoptera, Braconidae. The transcript has 2 exons.
AAUUCAACUUGAUUAAACUUAAAAAAUAUAUAAAUCCAAAAAUGACAGAUAAAAAUUAACAUUAUAUUGUGAAAAAAUAAUUAAUUAAAUAGACUUGUUUACAAAAUGAGUAUAACCUGGCAAUCAGUUGUUAGUACUGUCAAAAGCAGAUUAAAUAAUAAUCCAUCAAUUCAUGAUUUAACAAAAAAUAAAAAAAUAAAAAGAAGAACAAAAUUAUUAAAUAGUCAACUACGUAAUCAACAAUAUAAUAUCAAAAGUUAUAAACAAUUUGCUGAAAUAAAAACAUUUAUUUUACGUUCAAUAUCAGAUGAUGAAAAUACUGAUGAUGAAACUGAUGAUGAAGUUAUUGAUAUCAGUGAUGAGGAUAAAUUUAAUGAAACAUUACAAAAAAAAUUAAAUAAUUCAGGUAAAUCCAUAGGCAGUAGUUACUCACUAAGAAAAUCAUCUUCAAAACAUAAGCUGUAUGAUGAAAGUAUUAAAUCAGAAGUCAGUUCAAGUGAUGAAUCAUCUGAUCAAACUGAAGAUGAUAAAAAAACUAAAAUAAAUCAAAAUAAUCAUGUAAAAAGUCCUAAAAAACAAAUUGAAAAACAAAACAGUCCUAAAAAGAUUGUUGAAGAAUUAUCAAAACAACAAGUCCUGGAUGACGUUGAGAAAGAACAACAGAGUCAAAAUUUAUUUAGCCAAGAUUUAUUUAGUCAAAAUUUAUUGAGCCAAGAUUUAGUUAGUCAAGAUUUAUUUUCUCAGGAUCAAGUUAAUGACCAAGAUGAUGUUGAUGUUGAUGAUGAAAUAAAAUCUGAAGAAAACAUUCAUCUAGAUUUACAUUCAACUGACAAUAAUGAUGUUAUUAGUGAUAAGCCAUCAAAUGAUGAAGAAAAAUUAUCAACUAAUAAUAAUGAAACAGCUGAAAAUAAAUUUAAAGAUAAUGAAGAUUUUAUGACAAGUGAUGAACAAAAAAUAGAACAAAUGGAACUUGAUAAUUCUUUUGAAGUUGUUAUGUCAAGUCAAGUACCAAAAGAAUCAACAAAAAUAAAAAAACCAGUCAACAAUAUUGUACCAGGUAAAAAAAGAUGUCAAGAUAUCAAAAAAAAUUUAAAUAAACUAUUAGACAGUGUUGAUAGUAAUAAUUCUUCUGAAUCAAUUAUUGAAUUAAAUAAAGAACCAACUGUUGAUAUUUCUCAGCCAACAAUUUGUGGUUAUUUAGGUCCAGUUAAUGAUAAUAAUAUUGAAAACUCUGUGCCAAAUCAUCAAGUAACUCGUGAAAAUACUGAGGAUUUUAUUUUGCCAAUUGUUGUAUCAGACGAAUUGGUUAAUGAAAAUAAAAUUCAAGAAAAAAAUGAGAAAUUAAAUAAUAUACCAAAUGAUCCAGGUACUGAUGAUGAUUCACAUGAUAAUUUAAAUAAAAAUAACAUUGUACCAGCAAAAAAAUUAAAUCCAAAAAUUACAAGUGAUCAAGUUAUUGCAUCAAAAAUAAAAAUAAUUCGUAGUAUAAAAAUUAAAUCACCAACAAAAAUAUUGCCUGAAUUAUCAUCAGAAAAUUCAGUUGAUUAUAGUGAUAAUUAUCAAGAUGAAGUUGAAAUAAUUGUACCAGAAAAUGUUGGCUGGACUGAUGAAGAAAAAGGAAAUAAAUUAAUUGAAAAUAAUAAUGUAGCUGUUGUUGAUUUUGGAAAUUCACAAGAAUCUGUAACUAUUAAUGAUUUAAUUUCAUCUGAUGAAGAUAAUUUAGCUGAUGAAUUAUCAGACAAAGAAGAUCUUCAUGAAGAUCAACAAAUAAAUAAAACAUUCAUUGAUAUUUCUAAUGAUUUAAUUGAUGAGGAAAAUAGUCAAACUACAAACACAUUAGCUGCAAGAGUCACAAAUAAAUCAAAUGAUGAUAAUAUUGAUUUACAUUGGGAUGAACCAACAGAUGAUGUACACUUGGAUCCAUCAGACAAUGAGUAUUCAGAAGAUUCAGAUAUCCAAGAGAACCAUGUGACGGAUGAUGAAGUGUCUGAUAAUCCUGAUGAUUGUUUAGAAAAUAAUAAUAAUGAGACGAUUAAAAAAAUAUCAAUGAACUGUACAACAGAGUCUGAUUCAAUAAAAUAUAUAAUCAAUCGUCUUGAACAACGUUCACAACGUGAUAAUAAUUUUAUCAUGGAGCAUAAUUUAUCAACUGAUGAUGAGACUAAACAAUCGUCAAAUAAAUCACCAGAAAAAUUCAUAGCAAGACCGACAAAUAUCAGUGAUUUUGCUGAAUUAAAUAAUUUACAAGUUGAAGAUUCAGAGGCGUCAUGGCUGAUUGAUGAACUAACUGAUGAAUAUGAAAUUUGGAGCUUGGAAAUUCCAAAGAGUAUACUUGAAGAAAAUUUAAUUGGAAAAAAAAUUAAAUUAAAAAAAAAAAAAUUAAUCAUUGGAGAUGAUCAAUAUAAUAUUCAAAGAAAAGAAAUUAAAUAUUUACCAACAGUAUUUAAGAGUCAAUCAAAAAAGAAACCCUAUAAAAUUGGAAUGAUUGAGCCAUAUGGAAACAUUGUAGUAACUGGUAAAUAUACCUCGAUGAAUGAUGAAGUUGUUGAUCAAGUUACUCAGCAAGAACAACCUGAAAUAUCACCACCAAUUUUUAAAGAACCAGGUUUAAUAAAUACUAAAAAACGUAAGAAAAAAUCUAAAAAAAAUAAUGAAAAUAUAGAAUCAACUGAUGAUGGAUUAACUGAUGAUUCAGAAGCGAAUCAAACCGAUGAAACAGCAUCACCAUUAAAGAAAAAUAGAAAACGUAAAGCUAGUGUAUUGUCUGAUGAUUUAUCAGAUAAUUUAACAGACAGAUAUUCAAGUGAUAACACAGACUCAUCAUUAACUAAAAAAAAGAAA